Messenger RNA from Cladophialophora immunda, 2382 nucleotides. RefSeq lists its product as uncharacterized. Bases 1 to 2382 code for a protein of 793 amino acids. The record is from RefSeq and is a predicted model, not a curated record. Gene Ontology annotation, biological process: transmembrane transport; carbohydrate transport. The transcript has 10 exons. Gene Ontology annotation, cellular component: membrane. Gene Ontology annotation, molecular function: carbohydrate:proton symporter activity. NCBI's taxonomy places the organism in Eukaryota, Fungi, Ascomycota, Eurotiomycetes, Chaetothyriales, Herpotrichiellaceae.
AUGGCAGAACUUCCACCCGACUACCACGUCAGAAAGGACGCUUACACUCCUACGGUAUAUCGCCAACCGUAUCCGUCGAUCGAUCCAACGUCGCCUGCUCUGUCGCAGGCAGGCAAGGUGAUUAUCAUCACAGGGGCCUCGUCCGGGAUAGGAGCUCGAGGAUUUGGACCUUGCUUUGCAAAAGCUGGUCCUAAGGCUCUUGUGCUGGUGUCCAAUGACUACGACCAACUGAUCAAGACAGAACAAACCCUAAAGCAAAUAAACCCCGACGUGGAAUAUCUGUCCAUUGAAACCGAAAUCACGUCUCCAAGCUCCAUCGACCAACUGUUUGCCACUGUCAAAGCCAAGUACGGCCACGCGGAUGUGCUGGUGAAUAACGCCGGCGUCUUUGGGCCGAUGGCGCUCAUUGGUGAGACCGACGCAGACAAGUGGUGGUACGACUUCGAGGUUAACGUCAAGGGCACCUACUUGAUCACCAGGGGAUUUUUAUCCCUACUGGGUCGCGAGAAGCAGGGCACCGUAAUCAGCAUGUCGACUGGCCUGGCCGUCUAUAUUGAUCCGACCUCGUCAUCUUACUCAAUCUCCAAGUUAGCAGUGGCUCGAUUCUCCGAGUACCUGGACGCUGAGUACCCCAAUGUCACUGCGGUGUCGAUACAGCCCGGCGUGGUUCAGACGGGAAUGGUCAUAGAUCGGCAUAAACGCUUUGCUCUUGACUCUCCUGAACUCGUUGGAGGCGCGGGCGUUUGGCUGGCGACAGACGCUGCCAAGUUCCUGUCUGGGAGGUUCAUCUCGGCGAACUGGUCUGUCGAUGAGCUGGUUCAGAAGAAGGACACGAUCCUGGCGGGAAACGACCUCAAGAUUGGUUACGAAGGGUUCCUGUCUCUAGUCGCCGUCAUGGGGCGAAAAUACAAUUGGUUCUGCGUCGCCGUCGCGGGAAUGGGCAGCAUGUUGUACGGAUGCGACAACGUGGUCAUCGCCGGCACGUUUGCGCAGCCCGGAUUCCUUGCCAGAUUCAAGCCCUCCCCGACCUUGCUGGGUGCAAUUGUCGCCGCCUUCUAUGGUGGCACAAUGCUAGGGAUCAUCGUCGUCUUCCUCUUCGUCGACAAGCUCAGUCGCAGGCGCACUCUCCAGGCCGGCGCAGGGCUGGGAUUGGUCGGGGCAAUCAUGCAGACAGCUUCGUACCAGAUCCAGCUCUUUGCCGUUGCCCGAGUUCUAGCUGGCAUUGCCUCAGGCAUGAUGUUCACCACGGUUCAGGUCUACCAGUCGGAAAUCUCCCCGCCAGAAAUCCGGGGCCGAAUGUCCACCAUACAGAUGUUGACCAUGAACAUCACUGGCCUCGUCAUCGCAUUUACGGGAUAUGGAACCUAUCAUCUGAACAAUCCGGAAGCACAAUGGCGGGUCCCGAUUUCCCUGCAGUGCGUUCCUGCGCUGGGACUGCUGAUUGGAUGUCAAUUUAUCCCCUAUUCUCCUCGAUGGCUUGUCAUGAGAGGCCGAAAUGAAGAAGCCCGCAACGUGCUCAAGAGGCUGCACGACGACAGGGGAGACCACUUCUGGGAGAAAGAGUACACGCAGCUGGUGUCCCAGCUGGAGAUUGAACGGCAGGAGACCGAGGGAGCUUCCUUCUUCCAUAUCUUCACCAACAGGAAGGAGUUAUUCCGGGCGUCCCUCGCCAUCGUUGUCUUGACAGCUUGCCAGACCUGCGGUGCCCAGACGAUCCUCGUGUUCCAGUCUGUCAUCUACUCCAGUUUAGGCUUCAGCACGUCGCUGGUGCUACUGAUGGCAUGUGUUUUCCAAGCCAUCGUCAACUUAGGCGGCUUCUUCAACAUGGUUGCCAUCGACAGAUAUGGCAGACGCCCGUUGAUGUUGUCAGGGCUGGUUCUCCUCAGCAUCUUUCUCGGCUUGUUUGCCUUGUGCCUCGCCAAGUUUGAGUCUACCAACAACCCUGCAUGGGGAAAGGCUGGCAUCUCUAUGGUUAUGAUCUUUAUCUUUAUCUACGGUUGCACCUGGGUGUCAACAGGCUUUGCGUACGCCGCCGAAGUUCAACCCACCAAGAUUCGGGCUCAGGGUAUGGCACUCGGCAUGUUUUCGUCGUUCGCAUGGGUCAUCAUCUACGGCCAAGUCACACCCAUCGCAUACACGGCCGUCAAAUGGAAGUUUCUCUUUCUGUGGGUCGGCUUCAACUUGUUUUUUCUCCCCAUCAUUUAUUUCUUCUGCAAAGAGACCAAGGGCCUUACACUGGAAGAGAUGAAUGCGAUCUUUGGCGAAGUGGUCUCACGCAGGCUGGACGAAAUCACCAUUGAAGAGGCAGAAGACAAGGCCACAGGCAUAGCGACGACCGAGACAGCAGAAUUUGUCAAUGUGACUAACAGCAAGGAAACGUGA